AAGUUGGAGAACAAGAUGCGAUUUAAAAAACAGGUUGACUUUAAAAUUAAUUUCUCAAUCUAUUGUAUUUGAUUUGUUUGUUACAUUUUUCUGAUUUGUCUCUCGUUUUACACAGUACACAUAUAAUAGGUAUUAUUGACGAUCAGAACUGGAUAAACUUUGCUUCAUAUGUCAUAUGUAUGUCAGUGUAUACCUGGAUAGUAGUAGUUGUAAAUAGUAUGGGGCAAUCCUCUCAACACUCAACACACAGGCUGAUUCUGUGUGCUCAAAAUCAGUUAAAAGUAAAAAAUAAUAAGCGAAAUGAAUAACCAACGGAUUUGAAAGUCGUAGAAAAAGAAGACUAACUAAGACCUAGCGACGAAGUACUCAUCCAUAGACAUGAACACAGAUAUAUAUGCGUGUAUAUAUAUAUACUGUAUAUAUAUAUAAUUGUGUGUAAAUAUAUAUAAAACGUUUCUAACAAACACGAGGCACGUCGAAAUUUGCGGUCGCCCCAACAUCCUAUCCCCAGUGAUACCUUGAGACCCACCCAAGCAUAAGUAUAUCCCAUCCGUUGCCAUGUCUGCCAUUGACAAACGCGCUUCCUUCGCGCGCCGCGCCGAAAGCCUGGUCGAGCGGGUGAGAAUUAUGAAUGCCAUUUACGAGAAAUACAACAUCAGCACAGAGAAAUGCGGAGAUCUGACUGUCAUAGUGCAGGGCGACCUGUCGCAGCAGGAGAAGCGAGCAGUUUUCAUCACUGUCCAUGACCUGGGCUGCAAUCAUAAUUCCUUCCAGGAGUUCGUGAGCAGCCCCUGUAUGACAGAGAUAAAGGAGCGCUCCUGUUUCAUCCACGUCGAUGUGCCUGGACAUGCCGACAACGCCGAGGCCCUGGCCGAUGGCUUUCCGUUUCCAUCGCUGCAGUCUCUGGGUGAAGACCUGGUCACCGUUCUGGAUUAUCUGCAUGUGAAGUACGUAAUUGGCCUGGGUGAAGGGGCCGGCGCCAAUGUGCUUGCCCGGUUUGGCCUGGCACAUCCGGGCCGGGCUCUGGGACUCAUUCUCAUCAACGCCACGGGCAGCGCUGCCAGUGUUCUGCAAUCAUUCAAGAGCAAGUUCAUUAGCUGGAAGAGCGAUGAAGUGGCCCAGUCGGCUGAGAGCUUUCUUAUGUAUCACAAGUUCGGACAUGUCAUGGAGCGCUGGCAAAUCGUUGGCGAAAAUCCGGAUAAAGACAAGAUUGUGGCCGAAUAUCAGAAGCGUUUGCACCGCUCGUUGAACAGCAAGAACGUGGGACUCUAUGUGAAAGCAUUUAUGAAUCGAAAGGACCUUACCCUCAAAGGCUGCAAAGUGGAUGUUAUAUUGAUUACGGGUAUGCUUAGCCCAUAUGCCUCCAUGGUGGAGAAGCUGCAUCGCGAUGUUGAGAAGGAGCGCGUGACUAUCCUGAAGAUCGAAAGGGCUGGCGAUGUUCUGGCCGAUGCACCCGGAAAAGUGGCCCAAUCCAUUCUACUGUUCUGCAAGGGCCAGGGUCUGCUAACCUCGGUGGUGAUGCCGGGUGUCGAUCGUGGACGCGCCUUCUCCACCGCCAGCUCGGGCUCCUUUGAGAGUGCCAACGGGUCACGACGUCUGUCGCGUGGCAUCUCCAUGGAGGACUACGACAAGCCGAACAUUCGGCGCCUGAGCAUCAUGAAUAGACAACCGACCUAUAUUUUUAACCACAUCUACAUGGACGCUCCCCCGCCAACAAAGCCUCCCAGGGGCGUGAAGUAUGGCAAGGAUGAGUCCGCAGGUUGUGGUUUUCUGGUCAACGUCAUCAAAUCCCUGGGAUUCAGCGAGACGACUGAGGAGCGUCAGAAGGAGAAGCUUAAAAUCGAACAGGAAUUUAAGCGCUCAGACCUACGUCUCAAUGAACUGGUGUCUCGCCACGAUCAGCAACUCACACUAGUACUGCCACUCUUCAGCCAGGUAUCUACAGAGGUGACGGCCAGCAGGGAGCGAAUACAUGCCGUGAAGGAGAAUCUGAGUGCCUGCAAGCGAUUGCUCCAAUGCCGACGGGAUGAGCUUAAGAAGAUGUGGACAGACGCAGUUCAGCACAAGUACGUGCUGGAAAUGUUGGAGCAAAUUCAGGAGCUACGAAAGGUCCCUCAGCGUGUUGUUAGCUACACCGCCAAGCGUCAGUAUUUGCAUGCCAGCAAGGCGUUAACAGAUGCACUAGCCACGCUUAAUGGACCUCUGCAGGCUGUCGAUGGCCUCUCCGACUUGCGGGCAGAUCUGCAGACGCGUCGUCAGCAGCUUUAUCAGCGACUGCACGAGGAGCUGGUCACCCAGGUCUACACGAUUUCGGCCAAUGAAGCGUUCUCCUCGUUUCAGCGUACCAAUUCCAGCCGCCUUAACUCUAACUUCAUUCGGGGAAUAGGAUCUCGCCGCUCAACAGAUCGCAUUGAAGCUAAUGCUCGUGUUCGCAAAGCCCUUUCCGAAAUGGCCCAGUGCUUCGAUCUAGAAAAGGCCGAAAUUAUCGAAGAUGCAGAUCUUAUAUACCCGGAGUUAAGCAUGAGCUACUUCGUUGCCAUUAUCGUGGAGUCAUUUGGCAUGCUGCACAAGGUGCCCGAUUCCCUGGAGACGCUGCGAGUUCAAAUACAAACGGAGCUGCUCAACGUGGUGCGUCACACAACGCACCAGUUAUCGCUGACUGCAGGAGCUGGUGAUUCCAACCCGCUGCUCAUGCUGCUGGAGAUCAUUUUCAAGCAGUUUAAGGCCAUUGCCAAGACGCAUACGCUGCUACUAAAAAACUAUUUGUCUGUGGGCCAGAAAUAUUCAGUAGUUGGGCCGCAGCCCUACGAUCUAACAGACUUUUGGGCGCAGGCUCAGUCAGUGCUGCAACUGCUGCUCACCGACUAUUUGGAUAUACAGAAUGGAGCAUCGGACGAGAGUGCCCAGACAGGGUUUACGGAGCCAACCAGCAGUAUAAACUCAUUCUUCCUAAGGCGUAAGGUUCCAAGCACAAAGAGAUCAAUGUUCAAAUUUGACAAGUCCUCGCACGUAGGCAAUGGUCCUCGUAGCAGCAAUGAACCAUUAAAGGAGCAUCGUCGCAACGCCUCGGAUGCGUCGGUAGAUGAUAAUCUGUCCGCUCAACUGGGUGGCAGCGGCAAGGGCUCCAACAGUGGGCUCUUCCCCCACGAGAAGAAGCAGCGGGAAAAGCUGUUGAUCUGCACUCCCGAUCAGAACAUUAUAACCAAAGUCUACUUACCUUUAAUGGGAUAUAUCAAGGAGAUAGAAAACUUUAUGAAGUGCAAGCCGGGCCAACCGUGCAGUCUUCAUGACUUUGUGGACAACUAUAUAAAGGAUUCGUUCCUGUCUAAGGGCCACAACCGAAACUUGCAGCUGACCAUCGAAUCGUUGUCGAAAAAUCAAGACGCCUGGCGGACAAUCAUCACUCCGGAGGAAAUGAAGUCGCUUAACUUGAGUAGACCUCUUCUGCAGUCCACUGUGAUGGUCGAACGGCGGCUUAUGGAGACGAAAAGCCUCAUCCAUGACUUGCCCUGUUACUCGGAAGACCUGCUCAAGAUGGUGUGUGCGUUGUUGAAGGCGUAUCGGGAGAUAUGCCAGGGCGCCUACAGAGGGAUCGUGCAGCCAGACUCAGAGGAUCGGAGAAUCUACAGCGUCGCAUGGCUCAAAGACGAAGACAUAAGCCGAUUCUUAAAGACACUACCAAACUGGACGGACCUCAAAACCUCCAGUCAAAGGUCGCGGUACAAUCGAAAGCUGCAGCGGGGAAGCUUUGAGCCCUCAGAGGAGGAGAGUCCCUUGCAGGUGCAGCAGCGAAAUAUUCGUGAGGCAGAAAUGCUAACCAGUAAUUUGGGCGAGGGUGGCAUCACACAACAGGAGAUUUUGGUCGAGAUCAGCGUCCUAAAGGAGCUGGCCAUACUUCAAGAGAGUAUGGAAUGGUUUUCCUGCCGCGUUUCAGAGUUCGCCAACGACCUACGUCGGCCGAUGGUAAACGGAUUGAACGCCGUCUCGGCUGAGUGCACCGCCGACAUAACCGUCAAGGAUGGGACGAUCAAAGUGAUGACCAACUUGGCCCUGGAGUUCGAUGAGCUGGCAAACACAUGUCUGCUUGUGCUUCAUUUGGAGGUUCGGGUCCAAUGCUUCCAUUACUUGCGUUCAAAGUCCAGUGUAAGAACAAACAGCUACGUUGGUUCCAAAGACGACAUUCUUGAGCCGGAUCGUCAAGUGCAGGUACUAACCAAGCGACUGUCCGAGAUGGAUGAAGCCUUCAGUGCCACUCUUCAUCCGCGAAAAACCAGGUACAUUUUUGAGGGUCUGGCACAUCUGGCGUCGCGCAUACUUAUCCAAGCAUCAAACUACUUGGAACACAUUGACCAAAUCACCGUGCAGCGCAUGUGCAGAAACUCGAUUGCCCUGCAACAAACGUUAAGCAACAUAACCGCAUCCAGGGAAGUGGCUUUGGAUCAGGCUAAGAAUUUCUACGAGCUCCUCUGCAUGGAUCCAGACGAAAUACUGAAUGCGUUGCUGGAACGUGGCACACAGUUUUCGGAGAUGCAGUUGCUCAAUGCCAUGCACUUGUCCUGCAAGGCCUGCAGCAUAACCGACGCCAAUUUAUUGGCUUCCUAUCAGCAAAAGCUUUCGGAUAUACUGGGCGCCAAGCCCUCCAAAGGUGUGGUUGUAUAAUGUUCGUUUAAAACAAAAAAAAACACAAAUUUUAAUAUGUGUUUAAGGGUGGAUACCAUGCACACACACAUUGGCGGUAGUGUAAGUGCAAAAUGUAUGUUGGUCUUAAACUAAAAAUGAUUAUGAAUGUUUUGAACAUGUUAGCACUUGGUGUUGCGAUGCAGUCGUUUCUGUGUAUUUACAUAUUCUAGAAUUCAUUAACGAUAUUUUAACGGCUUAUACACAAUAAAUGAAAUAUUAACAACGA
Messenger RNA from Drosophila pseudoobscura, 4906 nucleotides. Its product is annotated as exocyst complex component 4. Lineage: Eukaryota; Metazoa; Arthropoda; Insecta; Diptera; Drosophilidae. The record is from RefSeq and is a predicted model, not a curated record. Gene Ontology annotation, biological process: chemical synaptic transmission; Golgi to plasma membrane transport; signal transduction. The transcript has 20 exons. Gene Ontology annotation, cellular component: exocyst; synapse; growth cone membrane. The coding region runs from base 559 to 4659 and encodes 1366 amino acids.